AUGCACUACAUCUUUAAAGAUAACCCACUAGAAGCACAGCGUCUAGUCGUGCAGUGCUACAUUAAUCUCCAGACUUACCAUCUGAGCAUGAAGGCUAUGCUCAAUGUCGACUUCGUUCAAGACAUGAUUAACAUCUUGCAGCGUAUUGACAUCAGUUUAAAGAAGAUGGCUUGCAACGUGCUCACUGGUCUCAUGGCCGAGCCAGUCGCAAAAGACUUGUUCACCCUCUGCAAGGGCGAGGAGGUGGUGUCAACAAAUCUGCACAUCAAACACGUCGGGUUUAACACGGCGUUGUGCACGCUCAUCACGGCCAGCGUGACGGAUGAAGGAGCGGAUGUGUAUCUACGCCUCGGCACUGUGCAUUUUAUGGUUGAAAACCGUUUAGCAAGAUACGUGGUGAGCGCCUGGGAGCCCGCCCUGGAGGCGAUCUUCCGGCACCAUCCCUCAGCUAAGCUGGCCUAUACUGGACGGUUGGAUUUAAACGACUUUACUCGGGAAGGCUUCUACGUUCAAAAGCGGCUAUCCACUCCGUUCCCCACCAUCCAGCAGCUAAUGGACGAACCCCCGCCUCACGAGGACCCCGUGUUCAUAUCCCUGUUCCAACCCCCAGUCUCCGAAUCCGGGGUCGUUUCUGGCAUCGAUUUCGGACAUCAGUGUAAGUGCAAACUUGAAAGGGCAGCGACGGGGGUGGUGGACCUCUCGCUACACAGGAUAAUAGCGGCGAUGCUGGGUAGCGAGAGGAAAUGGGAAGCGGUGGCCUCCUUCUGCGAAGAGGUCAUGUCGCAGAAGGAGGAGGCGGAGAGGGAACGAGAAGCGGCUGCUGACGCGGUUCCUCUCCGACGCAGGCGGCAGGGUCGAAGGCGGAGAGCAUAUGCUCGCCUCGAGCCCUAG
Cydia splendana is the source of this 891-nucleotide messenger RNA. RefSeq lists its product as uncharacterized. NCBI's taxonomy places the organism in Eukaryota, Metazoa, Arthropoda, Insecta, Lepidoptera, Tortricidae. The coding region runs from base 1 to 891 and encodes 296 amino acids. The record is from RefSeq and is a predicted model, not a curated record. The transcript has 7 exons.